AACAGUUACCCUGAAAUACCCUAAGCGGGAUGGUGGUUCGCUUAGUUUAAAUAUAUUCUUCCAUUUGUAAGAAAAGCAUGGAAAGCUAGUUUACUAAAAUGUGAUAUAUAUUUCUCUUCUUCAAAAUGUUAAAGAAUAAUAUUUUGUGAUGUGUCAGUGCUCUCUGAAUUUUUUAUUAAAUUCGAGAAUUAGUGCAACGAUAUAUGUGUGUGUUGCACUCUACUCGAACACGUAUAUUAAAUGAUCAAUUGAAAUAAUGUUUGUUUGAAGUUAAACAUUUUCAUUCUUAAAAUGGUGGAUUACAAUAGUUACAAAAUGUCAACGAGCGAGGAGGAUUUUGAGCAACAAGCUCAUCCAGGAAUGACCAAAGCCGAGCUCAGAAGGAAUAAUAAACCAAUUAUGGAAAAAAGGAGACGGGCACGUAUUAAUCAAUGUCUCGACGAAUUGAAGAAUCUUAUUCUCGAAGCAUUGAAGAAAGACCCGACAAGACACUCGAAGCUCGAGAAAGCCGAUAUUCUCGAAAUGACGGUGAAGCACUUACAGACAGUACAGCGUCAACAAUUGAGUACUGCAAUUGCAACAGACCCAGCGGUACUAACGAAAUUCCGUUCCGGAUUUUCCGAAUGUGCUACGGAAGUAUCGCGGUACGUCAGCAACCUAGAGAACGUCGAUCCUGCCGUGAAGCAGCGUCUACUCUCACACCUAAACAAUUACGUUAGUAAUCUCCAGCAAAUAGGACCGUUCUAUGGCCACUACGUGCCCUACAUGCCGGAACGUCUCUAUCCGGAGGUAAAGGUCGGCUACCAUAGCGAAGUAGCCAAUGGGGAUGAGAAUAACAACUCUAGCACCAGGAUACAGAUACCAAACGGCGUUCAGUUGAUACCUAGCAGACUUCCGACAGGGGAGCUCGCUCUACUAGUCCCACAAUCAGCAGCGAUUUCUUCAAACUUUUCUUUUUUCCCACAUCCCUCAGAAUCAAUAUCCAGAACGAUAGCAUCAUCGGCUUUCUCAUCGGUACAUAGAAUACAUAGUCCACUUGACAGUCCAUCAACGUCCACCUCUAGCUACGGAGAAGAGAAUCAUCAUUUGGAAUGUUAUCCUCAAAUACAUCAACAGCCGAAGUUCAAGAUACCCGAACAAAGUUCUGGCAGUGGUAAAAGUUUUACCAGUUCGCCAGACACUCAAAAAGCUCAGAUUACUUCUAGUAGCGAUAGAAAAUCGCCAAUAUCAUCGACCUCGUUUGACUAUAAAUCCGAAGUAAAUGGUAAUCUUAAAAAAGAACCGAUUUAUAAUUUUUCUGAACAGAUAGAUUGCAUAGCCUCGACGAGUUUAAGGCAACCACUUUCAGUUAUUACUGAUAAGACUUAUAAUCGUCCGUGCACAUCGUUAAGUAACAAGGAUAUCAAAAGACAUCCUUCGGAUAGAUUACUCGUAAUCCCUGAGAAGAAACAAAAGUUACAGGAUGAUACUCCGUCGUCAUCCGUAACGUUGGACGAUAAGAGAAAUGAAAAUAGUCAUGACAUUUCCGCCGAGGAUCGAACAACAAAUGCAUCUUCGACAAGUUCCAAUACAAGUCGUUCUAAUGCAAAUUCUUCACAAGGUUUUUCUAACACUGCUGGUCCAUCCUCGUCUAAUGCUGAUAUGUGGAGACCAUGGUAAUCGAUCUCGUUAAUUUGAAGAAGAUUGAAGCGAAAUUUGGUUUUUUUGUGAUCUAUUUUUAUAAUGUUCUUUUAGAAAAAGCAUCAUAAGAAUCUUACGAUAUUAAAAAAAUGCUUUGACGAAAAAUCAAUG
Vespa mandarinia (Asian giant hornet) is the source of this 1791-nucleotide messenger RNA. RefSeq names its product bHLH protein deadpan (gene dpn). Gene Ontology annotation, molecular function: DNA binding; protein dimerization activity. The record is from RefSeq and is a predicted model, not a curated record. NCBI's taxonomy places the organism in Eukaryota, Metazoa, Arthropoda, Insecta, Hymenoptera, Vespidae. Gene Ontology annotation, biological process: regulation of DNA-templated transcription.